Molecule: messenger RNA, 1679 nt
Organism: Alligator sinensis (Chinese alligator)
Lineage: Eukaryota; Metazoa; Chordata; Crocodylia; Alligatoridae
Gene: SERPINA10
Product: serpin family A member 10
Exons: 5
Coding region: 71-1390 (439 amino acids)
Biological process (GO): blood coagulation; negative regulation of endopeptidase activity
Molecular function (GO): serine-type endopeptidase inhibitor activity
Source: RefSeq, a predicted model, not a curated record
GGUUGAUUGAGAAGAGUAACUGAAGAGCUACUGGAUUGUCCUAGAAAGCAACUCACAGCUGGACUCCAACAUGAAAACAGGAAUUUGUCUUCUUCUCUUAUGGGAAAUGUGCUUGGGAAUGAACACAUCUUCUGUCAAGACCAGAAUGCCAGAGAAGAACAAAGAACAUUUCUUGUCAAAGAAACAGACUUUCAGCAUUUCUGAGGAACACUUUCACCAUAAAAAUAUCCCAAAGCCAUUUGAAGUGCAAGUCCCUUUAGAAUCCACUGUUUACAAUGUCACUGAAAAGAGCACAAAUUUUGGAUUCAAUCUCUACAGAAAAAUAGCCAUGCAACAUGAUAACAAUGUUCUUUUCUCCCCUCUCUCUCUGUCAUUUCUCAUGGCUGCCUUUAUGCUUGGAACCAAAGGGGAAACAAACAACCAGAUAGUUCAAGGUCUAAACCUCCACCUUUUGAAGGACAAAGAGAAUCCUUAUCACUUGCCAGCUUUGUUUAAACAACUGAAGGAGAACAUCACAGCAAAUGAAGAGUUUAUUCUUCAGCAAGGUAGUUUUGCCUUUAUCCAAAAGGACUUCUGUCUCAAUGAAUCUUUCCUCAAUUUAUCCAAGGAGUACUUUGACAUGGAAUUCCGGAGUGUGGAUUUUAACAACUCCACACAGGCAAAGGAGGUCAUAAACCAGAAUGUUAACAAAAUGACCAAAGGAAAAAUCCAAGAGCUUUUUGAGGAUUUUGACACACAUGCUAAACUGGUUCUAGUGGAUUACGUAUUUUUUAAAGGCAAAUGGAUUCACCCAUUUAACGCUAGGCUCACAGAACCAGAGUUUUUCCACAUAGAUAAAUAUAGAAGUGUGCAGGUACCCAUGAUGUUCAAAUCAGACAAAGUUGCCUCAACUUUCGAUGAGAACUUAAGAUGCACUGUGGUAAAACUUCCCUACAAAGGAAGAGUACACCUGCUGAUUGCUGUGCCAGAAAAGGAGGGAGAUUAUGUUUCACUUGAAGACCACUUAACAGCAGAGCUUGUGGAGUUGUGGCUCAGAAACAUGAAGACCAGAAAAAUAGAUUUUUUCCUUCCGAAGUUCAAACUAGACCAGAACUACCAAAUGCAUAAACUCCUUCAAACUCUAGGAAUUAAAAAUCUCUUCACAAACCAGGCAGACCUGAGUCAACUCACAGAUCAAAUGUAUGCCAGAGUAUCACAGGUUAUCCAAAGAGCAGUAAUUGAAGUGGAUGAGAGAGGAACUGAAGCAGCAGCUGCUAGUGGGUCAGAAAUGACUGCAUACUCAGUGCCACCUACUAUUAGAGUGAACAGACCAUUCCUUUUCAUGGUAUUUGAAGAAACUUUUAAAACACUGAUUUUCAUGGGCAGGGUGGUUAACCCUACAGAACUGUGAAUAAAGACAAUGGUUUCUAUCUAUGUCAUGCACCAAGUUUUAUUUUUGUUUUCUUUAAACUAUUACUUUGCAUUCGUCAGAACUAAUGUUAAAUAUGGAAAAUUAGAUCAGAAUAGCUUCCUAUUUUGAACCAGCAGCAGGUCCUAUUAAAGUAUAUUUUGUUAAUGCCAGAGUGCCCAGAUUACCUCAUUGAAUCAAUAAUUGUGACGGAGAUCUGUUCAAAAGCUAUGUUAUUUAAUACAUUUCCCAACUAUCUUCCAACAGCCAUUCAAUAGUAGACUUGAAAUUG